This is a messenger RNA of Rhineura floridana, 3602 nucleotides long. It is a transcript of the gene RIGI, whose product is annotated as RNA sensor RIG-I. The coding region runs from base 245 to 3019 and encodes 924 amino acids. The record is from RefSeq and is a predicted model, not a curated record. Gene Ontology annotation, molecular function: ATP binding; double-stranded RNA binding; single-stranded RNA binding. NCBI's taxonomy places the organism in Eukaryota, Metazoa, Chordata, Lepidosauria, Squamata, Rhineuridae. The transcript is spliced from 18 exons. Gene Ontology annotation, cellular component: cytoplasm.
UUUCCUGCCCUCUUGUUGGGAGGCUUCCUUUUCUCCCUGCCGUCAGCUGACUUUGAGGAAACCGAGGGACACGAAAGCUGUUGGCUCGGCAUCCAGCGCCCUCGAUAAAAAGCGGGGCCGGGGGAGGGCUGCUUCUGCCUGCCAGGUGGCAGUCGCGGAGGAAUCGUUCUCUGGACCUCCAGACCGGGAGUCUCCUUUUGUAGUGUGCGUAGCAGACCCAGACCCAGAGGCGGGAGAAAUCAAGAUGACAGAAGAGCAGAAGAAGAGUCUGCUUUGUUACCAGCGUUAUAUAGCGAAGACCCUGAAUCCUGUCUAUAUAUUGAGCUACAUGAAGGCCUGGCUCAGCGAUGAGAUUGUGGAGAAAAUCCAAAGCCUGAAGGAGACGCCUACCACUGCUGCAGAGCUUUUUCUUCAAUCAGUUGUGAAACUCACAUCAGAGGGAUGGUUCCGUGGAUUCUUGGAUGCAUUAGUCGCAGCAGGUUACACUGGCCUCCAUGAAGCCAUUGAAAAUUGGGAUUUCUGGAAGAUUGAGAGGCUGGAGCCUUACAGACAGUUUCUUGAACUAAUUGUACCCUCUUUGCGGGAAAUUGAUCUUGAUCAGAUAUUACUCAACUUGACUGAGUGUCUCAUAGACCAGGAAUGUGAAGAAAUUCGACAGAUUAAAAGAAACAGUGGAAAUGCAGCAGGUGUAGUGAAACUUACAAAAUGCCUGUGUAGGUCAGAUAAGGAAAACUGGCCAAAAACCUUCCAGCUGGCAUUGGAGCAGGCUGAAUAUUACAUCCAAAGCAACCUGUGGAAUUGGAAAGAAGGUAGUAAGGAUGGCACCAAUGUUGAAGAUGACAGUGACAGUGCCACUGCCACUGACGUCAAUAUGCAAUAUUCUGAAGAAGUACAAUCUGACAAUCUUAGCGCAAGUCCGUGUUCGCCGUCACCAGGUGCUUCUCAGCGAUCUAUUUACGUUCCAAAGGAGGCUAGAAGCUAUCAGACUGAACUUGCUCAGCCUGCUCUCAAUGGCAAACACACCAUCAUUUGUGCCCCUACUGGCUCUGGAAAGACCUUUGUGUCUAUUAUGAUAUGUGACCAUCACCUCCGUACCAUGCCUGAUGGACAAAGAGGAAAAGUGGUUUUCCUCACUACUAAAGUCCUAGUAUACGAACAACAGAAGAUGGUCUUCCAGGAGUAUUUCAAGAGAAACAACUACACUGUUGCAGGCCUAUGCGGAGAAACAGUUGCCCCUGCAGAUAUGGUUAUUGUGGGGAAUGAUAUCACUGUCAUGACGCCUCAGAUUCUUGUGAAUUGCCUUGAUGAUGGAACUCUGCCUUCCCUUUCAUUGUUUACACUGAUGAUUUUUGAUGAGUGCCACAACACAACUGGGAGUCACCCUUACAGCGUAUUAAUGUCCAAGUACUUGGACCUUAAAUUCAAGCAACCUGCACCACCACUACCUCAGAUCAUAGGAUUGACUGCUUCUCCUGGAGUUGGGAAUGCCAAGAAUCUGGAUGAGACCAUAGAACACAUCUGCAAGAUUUGUGCCAUGCUCAAUGCUGAAGUCAUUUCGACAGUCAGAGAGAACACAAAGGACCUGGAGGAAGUUGUUUAUAAGCCCCAAAAAUUCAUUAACCUUGUGGGGAAACGUCCCCAAAAUCGGUUUUUUGACAUUAUUACGCACAUGAUGUCUGAAACUGAAAGCUUGGCAAGAAAACUUUAUGCUAUAGAUGCUAUGUCCAACAUCAGUAGUAGUUGUUUCGGAACCCAGAAAUAUGAACAAUGGAUAGUUGACAUACAGAAGAAAUGCCGAGUGUUAAAGCUGCCAGACAAGGAUGAAGAAAGCCGGGUGUGCAAAGCUCUUUUUAUCUACACAGAGCAUCUUCGGAAAUAUAAUGAUGCCCUCAUUAUUAAUGAUGAUGCACGUACUCAAGACGCAUUGGCUUAUCUGAAGGAGUUCUUUGAGAAUAUCAGAAGUGGAGGAUUUGAUGAAAUAGAACAGAAGCUGGCACUGGACUUCGAAGCUAAAUUGCCAGAGCUGAAUGCAGUUUCUCAAGAUGAAUACAAUGAAAAUCCCAAAUUGGAAGACGUCACUUUUAUACUGGAAGAAGAAUACCGCAUCAACCCACAAACCCGCACUAUUCUAUUUGUUAAGACGAGAGCGCUGGUAGCUGCACUGAAGAACUGGAUAGAGGAAAGCCCCCGCCUUCGACACCUAAAGCCAGAUGUACUGAUGGGCCGUGGCAAAAGAAAUCAGAAAACAGGUAUGAUGCUCCCAAAUCAAAAGGGUGUCUUAGACUCCUUCAAAACCAAUGGGGACAGCAAGAUGCUUAUAGCGACGUCAGUUGCCGAUGAAGGGAUUGAUAUUGCUCAGUGCAACCUUGUCCUGCUGUAUGAAUAUACGGGCAAUGUCAUCAAAAUGAUACAAGUCAGGGGUCGUGGAAGAGCCAAAGACAGCAAGUGCAUCCUUGUGACUAGCAAAAACGAACAGGAGGAGAAUGAGAGAAAUAACAUGCUAAAGGAGGAGAUGAUGAACAAAGCCAUUGAGCAUGUGCAGAAGUGGGAUGAGAAGACCUUCGCACAAAAGAUAAGUGAGUUGCAGACAAUGCAGAAGAAAAUACAAGAUUCCAAAAGAAACAAACCUCAACCAAAGCUGCAGACCGGCAAACGAAGAUUGUUGUGUGGGAAGUGCAAAGCGUACGUCUGCGAUACGGAGCACAUCCGGGUGAUUGAGAAAUCCCACCACACUGUUAUAGAUGAAGGCUUUAGGAAACGGUAUAUAACAGAGCCUCAUAAGCGACCAGCUCGCUAUGACUAUUUUGAGAAAAAAUGCAAGAUGUACUGCAGUGUGGCCACAUGCCACCAUGACUGGGGAAUCACAGUGAAGUACAGGGUAUUUGAGGAUCUGCCCAUCAUCAAAAUCAAGAGCUUUUCAGUGGAGGAUAUUGUCAAGGGGAAGCAGUCUUGUUUCCGGAAAUGGAAAGAUGUUGAUUUUGCAAUGAAAGAAUUUGAUAUUGAAGAAAUGUCUGAUUGAGAUGCAAAACUGGCCAACGUACUUGUUUGACUUUUGUCCUGAAUGAACAAAGGCAUCCUGGUAUUUUCUUGUAAGUGCUGCAUUAUAUAGAGGAAGGUUAAAACUGAGUAUAUUUUGAUAUUAAUGACAUUAAAUUCUGUAUUUCAGUUAUUGCAAUUUCUGUUUGUUUGUUUUGACAUAUGCUGGACUUUUAGUACUCUUAGGAGUUCAUUAGUUGGCAUUGCUUGCUCAGACACCCUUCUGCAAAACCAUUUUUUAAAAUACCCCACAACUUGGUAGGUUGAUUUGAACCUCAUGGUACUUGACACACAUAAAAAUUAGUGUAAAGUUAUUGAAACAGACUAUAGCAGUGGUUCUUAACCUCUUUGGGGUCAUGUGCCCCUUUGAGAAUCCAAGCUAUGGACCUCCUGCCCAUAAAAAUGCACAUAAGCACAAUUUAGCAAGUAGCAGGAAGGAAACUGAAGAAAAUUUCCUUUUUUAAGACUCCCUGGACUAUCGCUCUCCCCUAUACACAUGUCUGCAAUUGUGGUGUACGGCUCCCUUUGUGUGAUUUGGCAACAUUAAAUGUUUACUUGAAUCUUGA